AGUGUUAGAACUCGGUAUUAUAGUAGAUACAUAUUACAGUAUAGACAGUCAUAUUAAGAAGACAAUAUAUUUGGUAGCUUACUUUGGUACUGUUUGUUUGGCUUAAUUUCCGCUAGCUAAUAUUCCGUCAUCGAUCACAUGCAAUAUCUUGGGUGUUUUCCAAUAUCGGUUUCUUUGUUCAAAUCGUUGGUCUCAAAGUGUUCUUGCUUUAUCCACUGUAUCUAUGAUUACGUUUGUAUUAAGAUUUUCGUCUGCUGUCAGAGUUAGUAUUAGAGGUUAAAUCUAGUUUUAUCAAUCAGUUUUAUUGCAUAUUUGCGUGACGUAAGAAUUAACUAUAUUAAAUUUGAAAUGAUGCCUCAUAAUGUCAAGGUGUGCGAUAUAGGUGAUGAUGUGAAAGAAGCUCUGAAAAAGUUUCGUUUUCGGAAAAAUGAAAAAAAUGCGGCUUUGAUAAUGAAAGUGAAUCGGGAGAAGCAGUUAAUAUGCGUUGAUGAUCUUCUUGAGGACGUGACCAUCGACGACGUGCGAGAGGUCUUGCCCGGGCACCAGCCCCGCUACGUCGUCUAUAGCUACCGCAUGGCCCACCCGGACGGCCGGGUGUCCUUCCCCAUGUGCUUCAUCUACGUGACGCCCCGGGACAGCCAGAUGGAGCUGCAGAUCAUGUACGCCGGUACCAAGCUGGCGUUGCAGAAGGAAGCGGACCUCACCCGAGUGUACGAGGUGCGGGAGCUGGAAGAACUGACGGAGGAGUGGCUGUGCGAGAAGCUCAGCAAGUAGCCUGCCGCCGAGGGCAAACCCCCCCCCCCCUCCCCCCCGAGGAAACAGAACAGGACGAUAAGGCCACUGGUCCCGGUCCGCCGCCCCUGAGACGAAACCCCGCUUCAGAGACCCGGGGACCAGCGUAGCUUCACGACGAGGUGGGAAAAUAUUUUUUUUUGUGCCAAAAAAAAAAGGCGAAUCCAUGUUUUCUAUAUGUGUAUAUUUUUUAUCGAAAUGUAUUUCAAUGUUGUGGCUACUGUGUUUGUUACUACAGUGUGUUGUUUGUUUGAAAGUGUUUGGUUAGUACAGUUUUGUAUGAUAUCUUCUAGAAUUUACGCUCGACUGUGAUGUUUGACGGAAUGUAUUUAAAAACUAGAGCAGACAGUUAGUAUUUGUCACAUUUCCUUUUGCUACGAAUAUUAAUUUUUUUGAUCUGCAGUGAGAAACUGUAGAAAUCCUGUCAAUUAACUUAAGUUUUUAAUUUUUUUAUUGUAAGAAUAAAAGUUUUAGGUGUGUCAGAAACAUUUCACAGUUACAGAAGCUUGAUUUAAAAUACAGUGCCUAAUAAAAGUUUAGGACAGCACUCUUAUUUCAUAUAAAAUUACCUAGUUUUUGAAUAUGUUUAGUAAUCAUUUCAUAACAUGAUAACGUGAUAACUUGUACAAGCUAUUGAAUGGUGACUUUACGUCUCGCUAGCUCACUCAACAAUAUUUAUAUUUAAAUAUACAAAUGGACAUUAUUUUUCCCUAUAUUUUUCAAAACGAAUUUACACAUCACAAUACUGUUAAAAAUUUGAUAUCACCUUGAUAUUACCCAAUCGGUUUAAUAGUUUCAAAAUAUUUCAUAAUUCAUGAUGUAAGUUAUUUAUAAUAAGCAUCUUAAAAUAAAUUGUAUCUUGAAAAAUAAAUGUUUCGCAAUGUUUUUUGAUUCAGUAUAUGUCUUACGGUUUGCACCGUUCACAAAAUAUUCGUGAAAUGAUAACUGAAACAAUUUAAAACUAGAUUUUUUUAUAUGAAAUGAGUUUGGGGUCUAAAACUUUUGUUUGGCACUGUAGUCAUCCAUCACCAACCGCGGGGAGGAAACGUUUUUACAAAAUCGUUACGUUUAUGAGACCGCAGUAGGGUACAAGUGCUUAUGGGAAACAUGGGGAUAUGUUACGUACAUUAGCAUUUUGGCUUACCAGUGCUAAUAUAGUUGAUGACGACAUUAAGGGCAGUUAGUCAAUCCGUCUCAUCCAGGACUGUGUAGACUGUGAGAUAGGUCAGUGGAGUCUAGUUUCUCUUUUCCCCCUAGUUUUGAUUUGUUGAACUUGUGUGCACAUGACUUCAUUGCUGUGACUCUGCCAGGAAAUUAGAAACCUUUUUUUGGUUUCAAUAUUACUGCAUUUAUACACACACACAAACAUUUUAUAGUAGCCGGAUGUUUAUUUUCAAGUACCGUAUUCAUUCGAAAAUAAUGUGAUUAUGUUUACCAAACGUAAUUAAAUUAAAGUGGCGGUUGCAUUAUAAAUUUAAAAAAAAUGUCUGUUGCAGUUGAAAGAAUGUGAAUUAAUAGUGAUAGAAGGAGCUUAAUUGGAAAACCUCACGCUCUGCCUAUAAAUUGUAUGCCACUUUAAACUGCUGUUGUUUAUUGCUUUCUGAACUUUUAGCACAGGCAUGACAGAUUAGACAGGAUUACACUUAAAAAACUUUUCAUAAUGAAAUUUUUGAAUAGUGGUCGAGGAAAUGGUCUGCAAAAUAUAAUCCGUUGAUAAUCAAAUCCUGCGGUUGGUGAAGGAUUAUUGAACAAAAAUUCAAACUUGGAGAGUUAAUGUAUGUCAAAACAGUAAUACCUUGACUUACGCUACCCUGUCUUAAGUGAAUCUAAAGUUUUGCAAUUUUAAAAUCUUGAUUCUUUUGUCUUUUUUUAAUGUCUCGCAACUUUUGAUUCUCUACUCCGUCCACACUAUUGUUCUACUUACGACAUGUACGUUUGAUGCGGAGGAAUUGUGUUAGAUUUUAUGAAGCCUUCUACAAAAUGAUGUCAGUUUAUGUUUUUGCAAUUCAUAAUAAUACAACUUGUUGUAUCAUCUAAGAUUUUCUUACACAUUUGCUUUCUCAAUUAUUGUUUUCUACAUUGUUUGUAUGUAUUUAUAUGCAAAAUUGUACCCUGACUUAACGCGAAUUCAGUUUACACUGUUAUUGCUCAUCCUACCUAUCGCAUAACUUCAGGGUAUUACUGUACUGAAAACUAACUCUAUGGCAUGGCUGUGCAGAAAUGUGUGUACCAAAGAUCCUCAAAUCUUAAAGUUUUGAAUGCUAUAUCAUUGUUAAAGUGUUAUUGUCAAUUGAGCUGAUCAUUUGAGUUUUAAAUUACACUAAUCCACACUAUAAAAAGAAGGUUGAAUUUUUUUACAUCAGUGUGGCUUCUUCUCUUUCACUUAAAAUCAUUCACUGCAGUAGUUCAUGCUUAUGUUUACGGCACAAGAUGCAAGAAUUAAGCAAUACAGACUAUGUUUAACCUAGUGUAUUAUUUACAAAGUUUAUACAUUUUUUAAUAGAAUGUUGCACUGUUUUUUUAGAAAUUAUUAAUCAGUGGGAAUGGUUUUUUUCCCCAAAGCCAAAAACUAAACUUGAAACAGAUAUUUGAAUAUUUGGCAUUUGCAGUUUUUAAUUACAGUACUUUCAAGACAAGGCAUUUGUAUGCAUCGGUGUGUGUGUUUUCCACAUAUGUGAUUGACGUGCCAUUUACUUUAACGUACAUGGACAGAAAAAUAUUUUUCAGUAAAACUAAUCAGAUUUUCCAGCUAUAAUUCAGACUUUUUUUUUUGUAAAGUUAGCUGAUCAAAAGCUUUAAUGAGUGGAAAAAUUAUUUAUGUCUGGGAAAAAUAUUUAUGAAUAUGUUAUGUAAUUUUUUUGUGGGCAUUAAAUACAAAUUUUUCACCUGUAGCAUGACAUUCCAGUGUUUAUGUAACUCUUAAAUUUGUUUUGUUUUUUGUGCACAAUAUCUAGCUAGUUACACAAAUCCAUAAACUUUAGUGCCAUGUGUUAUUAAUUUACGAGUAUUUACAGUUGAGUGUUAAUUGUGUGCGCAAUUUUCAGAGCUUUAUAAAAGUGCCUGAAUGUAUUCUGUUGACACUUCAUUUCCGUUUCUCUCUGGUGUCGCAAAUGUCGUGAAUAUGCUCAACUUCAUUAGUUUUCACCCUUCAUUGUGGCUGUUCAAGCUUAAGCCUUAUCUCAUGUAUGUGGCAACUGGCUGUAGUGACCUCAAAGAGUAAAAUAAGCAGACUAUUUGCUAAAAAUAUUCUGAAGUAAGAACCUUUAAUACCGUUGUUUUGGUUUUAAUGAUACGGGCCUGUGCAAAUAUUGAUUUUUUGAGUUGAAUUUUAAUGUAGGAGUCAAAUAGUAAGAGUGAGAGAGAAAACUUUAAAUGACAGUAAAAUUUUUUUUUUAUGAAGAUUGAAUGCCAUCUCUACAAUAACCUGUACUUGCUUUUAUGUUGUACCAAUUAAUAUUUCAUUUUAAUAGUUAAUGAAUAUUUGAAAAAGUAACUGUGGGGUGUUUUUCUUUGCAAUGUUUGCAAUAUUUUUUGCCACCAUCUACAAAUUGUGAAUGUGUUUAAAUUAAUCAAAUCUUGUAUAUAUCUUUUUUUUUUUUUUUCCCACAGGCUUUCUUGCACUUAUGAUUUUGUUUGUAUCUACUAUAUAGUAGCCAUUUCUAAGGACGAGAAAUCAAUCUACCUUGGUCCCAUUUUGAACCUACAUUUCAGCAGUUUUUAAAAAUAAAAAGCACAUGUGCUAGAAAUGGACUGAGAUAGUGACAUUGAAUGGGCGUUCUGUAGGUGUUGAGGAAUGGAAAAGGAUUGUGUUGCAGUCGACUCUUCCGUCACUUUAGUUGAAAAUUAAAGCUGUCAGUGAAGACCCCAAAAAAGAUGGCGGGAAAAUUCACAAAAAAAAAAAAAAAAGACAUUUAGUAUGUUUUUAAGGUUUUUCACAAAAUUUCAAUGUUCAGAUUAUUGACAAGAAGUUUGGUGCCAAAUGUAACUAUUUCCACGAGUUGAUUGACACCAUUUAUGAAAACAUCCCAUGGUAGAUCAUAGAUUUUUUACACAUGAAACAAAUCUCAAUAACAAAGCAUUUCAAUAUCUCGAGCAUAGUAUAUUUUCUACUACCACGCCAAUCAAUAUUAUUUAUAAAAAUCUAAAACCUGAUAUUUUUCUCUUUGUGGUGUGCGUAAAACAGAAAGUUACACAUCUUGUAUCUUCAUCUUUGGUUUAUUUAGUUUUAAAGCAGGAUGGCUUUGUAUACAAGAAAGCUACUAAAACUUAUUUAUGCCUGCUUUUAAGUAACUUUUUUAAAUUACUUGUCUUGACACUGAAAUGUAAUUUAUAUCAUGGAAUUAAGUAGCAUGUCACCAAAUCUUAUUAAAGUUAUAUCAAUAAUUAAUAUUUUAUUGUUUGAAAUUCAAAGAAUGUCGUUAUUUCUGGACAAAAAAUUAUACCAAAAUGCAUGGAUCAGAAUAAUUAAUUUAAUUUGUUUGUGUGCAUUUCUUUAAAAAAUCACUUUUAAACCACAAAUCCUCUCUAAUUUAUUUAUAUUGUUCUGAAUGUAGCUGUUUUAGAUCAGUUGAUUACAAAUUUUAUCAUAAAAAUGCAGCAUGUAAAUUUUACCGCUAUUCUAGUGGAGUAAGUAUUACAAAACAGCCUUAUGUAAAUAAAAACGAUACCACCGAAAUCCUCUGUUUUAAAAAUGAAAUUGAACCAAACAUAAAACCCAUAAUCUCUUGCCUCCAACCAUAGUAUAUGUAUAACAGAAUAUUUUCUCGUUAUUCGAGCUUUGAAUAUUUGCACAGACCUUAGAACCAUGCAUUGUGUACAAAUAGCUCUGUGUUCCUAGUACUGUUUUAGCCAGUGGCAAAUGUAUUUUUGUGUUAGUGUGUGCUCUCUGUUAUGCAUUUAAAACCUGUUUUUCACACUUUUUAUAAUUGAUUUUUUUUUCUUGUGUAGUUUUCACUAUUUCAUUCCUCUCAAGUGUACACCUAUGUGAUUAUAUGUACAGAGCAUUUUGAAGGUUACUAGUACAAUUAAUUAUGAAAUAAUGUUAAGUGGACCAGGAUAAUGCUUCUUAGUGCAUACACUUUUUUGCUUGCAGGCUGAUAUUUAUCUGAAGGAAAUGUAGUGAUAUUGUGUUCUGUUUCGGCACUUUAGACCACAUGCAAUACAAAAUAAUUGUUUA
Molecule: messenger RNA, 5968 nt
Organism: Bacillus rossius redtenbacheri
Lineage: Eukaryota; Metazoa; Arthropoda; Insecta; Phasmatodea; Bacillidae
Gene: GMF
Product: glia maturation factor beta
Exons: 5
Coding region: 349-774 (141 amino acids)
Biological process (GO): actin filament debranching; negative regulation of Arp2/3 complex-mediated actin nucleation
Cellular component (GO): actin cortical patch
Molecular function (GO): actin binding; Arp2/3 complex binding
Source: RefSeq, a predicted model, not a curated record